Messenger RNA from Gloeophyllum trabeum ATCC 11539, 1088 nucleotides. RefSeq lists its product as uncharacterized. Lineage: Eukaryota; Fungi; Basidiomycota; Agaricomycetes; Gloeophyllales; Gloeophyllaceae. Bases 1 to 1050 code for a protein of 349 amino acids. The transcript is spliced from 19 exons. The record is from RefSeq and is a predicted model, not a curated record.
AUGCCUGCCUCAUCCUCGGAUAUCGCGUAUCAGUUUGGCGCCGCUUUUCUGGGCGUCAUAGUGGGGGCGAUUCUCUUUGGGAUCUCCAUAUUGCAGACCUUCCUCUACUACAAGACGUAUCGCGAGGAUAAGAUUUACUACAAAGUGACUGUCGCCAUUCUCUGCUUUCUCGAUGGAUUGCAUCUCUCCUUUUCCGUCCAUAUGAUCUUCAACUAUCUAGUCAAGAGUGCUGGUGCCCCUGACCCAGCAGAUACAGUCGUAUGGAGUCUGAAGGCCUUAGGCGUCGUGAACGUGAUUAUUAUCUGGAUGGUGCAAUGCUUGUAUUCUCUUCGAGUGUGGCAGUUAUCCAGCAAGACGUCUCAAAUUCAGUCACACAACCGCACAACACGUCUGACACUCGCAAUCGUCUCGUUGGUGGCAGUCGCGGCUCUUGCCGUAGGAUGCGCGUUCAUAGCUGAAGUUACUCGCCUUUCAGACCUCACAGUUCACCAUUGGUGGUUAUACACCGGAAAUGCCACAUCCGCAGCGCUGGAUACAAUCCUCGCGAGCAUGAUGGUUGGUCUACUUUACCGCUUGCGAUGCCCUCGGGAGAGGCUCGAGACGCCUCGAAGGGUCAGGUUUAUUGACAAGGUGCGCUUCCAUCGACCACCGACCACUGACAACUACCGAACCACGAGCCUUUGCAGCGUCACUGCAAUUGUUAUGGUUAUACUGUACGCCGUCAAGUCCGACAACUUGGUGUACCUCGCAUUCGUCUUUGUAAUCCCGAAACUCUACGUUAAUUCCUUCAUAGCCCUGUUGAACGCCCGCAAUCAUCUGCGCCGCUCCUUCGAGCAGUCGCCAGUCACUAUCGACUUGCCAAAUUUGCACACCGGUGGACGUCAGUCAUCGGUCCCGAAAGGGACCAUCAACAUCGACAGGCUAGAGAUAGGCGUGAGCAAGCCUGGAGGUAAUCUGGUGACACAGCACAUAGAUAUGCGGGAACGGUUCGAUGAGCCAUUGCUCAUCGAGGACGGUUCACCGCUCUCAGCGGACUCGCACUCACCGUGAACUCGGUAACAUCAGUAUUCCCGCGAAAUCAACCCCCG